Molecule: messenger RNA, 3105 nt
Organism: Setaria italica (foxtail millet)
Lineage: Eukaryota; Viridiplantae; Streptophyta; Magnoliopsida; Poales; Poaceae
Exons: 9
Coding region: 424-2415 (663 amino acids)
Biological process (GO): mRNA processing; regulation of mRNA stability
Cellular component (GO): nucleus; cytoplasm
Molecular function (GO): poly(A) binding
Source: RefSeq, a predicted model, not a curated record
UCCCACGCAAAAGCCCAAACAAAAACCCAAUAAAAUCUCACCUCGCCUCCGCGCAGUCCAGCCAGCCCCCGUCGCCCACCACCCCAAUCUCCACGCGUCGCCGCCGCCUGCCGGCGAGUCUAUCCCCCUCCGCCACGCCGCCGAAGCUUCCCGACCCCGCAGCGGUUCGGAUAAGGCAGGCGGUCGCCGCCAACACGCCCUCCUCCCGUUCCCCCACCCCUCCCCGGCCCCGGAACCGCUUCGGGCUGGAUCUAGGGUUGCGUGGGGAGGACUUCUGGAAGCCCCCGCCGCGAUGGACGCGGCGGACGGUGGCGCCAGCUUCACCGCCGCCGGCGAGGAGCUCCUCCGGGGCCGCGUACGGGAGAAGCUGCGCGAGUUGAUGAUGAGCGAGCCCGACACUUCCCUCCUGUGCAGGAUUAUGUUAUGGUCUUGCUCAAGAAUCGAAGAUGUAAGGAAAAGGCCAUAAAGGAGCUCCAUGUGUUUCUAGGGGAUGACAGUGAAGCAUUCGUUUCCUGGUUGUGGGAGCAUCUUUCUUUACAUUUGCACCUUUAUGUGCAAGCACAAGAACAAAAUCAGCAGCUUAAGGAUGAUGAGGCCCCCAAAGAAGUAUCUGAGGCCCCCAAAGAAGUAGCUGGAAGACCAAAAUCAUCAGAUGCGCUCCCAGAAAGCAAAGGUCAAACUCAUUCUGUGCACACAACUGAAUCAAGUACAGCCACUAGGGGACGAAAUAAGAGGGAAUGGAAAGGAAUUGGUCGGGACGGUAAUGAAAAUUUUCCACUUCGAAGUGUACUAACUGAUAUUCUUCACGGAGAGGAGAAAAGAACACAAAAAUCCAAUGAAAUACGACACCCUCUAUCAAAACAACAGAAUGGCAGGAAGCGCGAAAGGGAUGAUGAGCCGCAGCAAACAAAGAGAGACGUCUCAUCACGUCCCAUGAUUGGUGGUGGUGCUUCCCGCCGUCUUCUACAGUUUGCUGUUCGAGAUGCAGUAAAAGCUGUACAGCCAACCAGCAGCUCUUCUGAACCAGCAUCCAAGCGUCUGCGCUCUGUGGUUUCCACAACUUCUGCAGAGAACAUGCAUGAUAGGAGAUCAGAAAGAUCUCAAGACAACCUGAGCGAUAGGACAUCAGCAAGAUCUCAAGACAACCCGAGUGAUAGAAGAUCAGCAAGAUCUCAAGAUAACCCAAGUGAGAGAAGAUCCGAAAGAACUCGGCCAGUGUUACAGUUACAGGGAGCUGCUUUAGCUCUUAGAGCUGCAGCGGAAGCUGCUGCAGAUUCCACGAAGGUUAGAUCUACUGGAAGUGUUUUCAAGCGAUUGGGUCAUGGGAAUGUUGUGAAACAGCCAUCUCGUUCUCGUGAAGAGAAGAGAGAUUAUGAAGAUUUUGAACCAGUUAUGGCCGUAGAUGAGCGGGAUUCUGAUCGAUAUGUUAAUAAUGAGGAAUCCGAAGAGGAAUCUGGAGAGCUGACCAUUGCAGAUAGGGUAGCUGCAAUGAAUGUUGAUUUGAGCUCUGAAGAUGAUAUGGAGCGAGAUGAGGGGAUUUCAAGAUACCAAACCUGUGUGUCACCUGACGGUGCUUUUUCAUCAUUUGAAGACAAGAAAGCUUUAUCGGCAAAAUGCAGUGGUGAACUUGAGACUGAUGCAAUAAGGCCUUCAGGUGUUAUUGACAAGGAGCGAUCUAUUCCUUCAUCAACAGAAACAGCAAGUAAAGCUGUGCCUAUUUCUGUUGAUGUAAAUACGGUGGUACCUCUCAGUUAUGAAACUCCUAAAGAUGUUCAUGUUGUGGAGAAGCCUUACACACCCAUGAAUUCAAAUGCCACCAGUGUGGCUACCAAUGCCAAAGAAUCAGGUCAUGCAGAAGUCCAAAAGGAUUCCCAACGGGCUGCACCAUCUGUUGCAGUUUCAUAUAGCACAGCACAUCCAACCGAGGAUGCAGAUUCAAGAACCCUCUAUGUUAGCAAUGUUCACUUUGCUGCGACCAAGGACUCAUUAUCUCGCCAUUUCAACAAGUUUGGUGCAGUACUGAAAGUAGUCAUUGUCACUAAUGCUGCAACGGGUCAGCCAACAGGAUCUGCCUAUGUAGAGUUUUUACACAAAGAAUCAGCUGAACGAGCUCUGUCAUUGAAUGGCACAUCAUUUAUGACGCGUAUUCUCAAGGUCGUCCGGCGAAGUUCUCAUGAAGCUGCUCACUUUUAUGGUUGGCCUGGUAGUGGACGAUCAUCAUUGUAUGGUAGGCACAGUAGGAUGGCAUACCCAAGGGCUGUUCUCCCGGGCGGUUCCUUUAGAGGGCGUGCUCCGAUGAAACCUGGUGCUAGAAGUUUACAGUGGAAACGUGAGCCUUCAGGCACUGAUUCAGGUACGAAAACUGACAUGAGUGUGCCGCUAUCCUCUGAACAGGUGCUCCCGCCUGCCACAUAGAGGGAGCAUAUUAUAGUUGAGCUGAUAAUCAGAACCAAUCGGUAUCUUGCUUGUUGCCCCUAAUGGUUGAAUCUGGACAGCAUGCUGAGAAGAUUGUUCCUUCAUGCUGCACUGUAAAAAGUCUAAAAAAAAGCAUGAAAAAUACAAAAAAGUCAAAAAUAAGAAAAUUGGGGAGGAGUUUGGCAUCAGAUAUGAUGAUAAGCUAUCAUGCUGGAGUUGGUCCUCUUCGCAAUAUGUGAGAGUAGGCUGACAUACUCCGCAAGCAGUUUUCCUUGGACUUCAGCCAUCUGAAAGAGGAUCAUUCACAUAUGCAGUGAUCACCACACUUUGGUUGUGUUGGUGGUCUCUGGACAAGGAUUGAUGAACAUAAUGCUUCGCAUUGUGCGAUGGAAGAUGCUUAUCAAGUAGAACAAGAUGAGCAGAUUUUGGACAAGAUUUUACCAACGGUAUCAUUGAUGUAAGCCUCAAUUGUAUAGCAGUAACCUAUCUAUUUAUACUCUUUUCUCUGAAUCAAUCUCUUUCCCAGCAAAAAAAAAAAGGAAAAGAAGGAAAAUAAAAAAAGGUUCUUUUUCCCUCAUGAGUUUUAUUUGUUGUACUGGUAUGAUUUUUUAGUUGGACAUUCAUUGUGUCAAACAAUUUUACAAUAUAUUCUGUGUGGUCUAUAAUGAGAUUGAGCAUGUUACUUGACUA